AGCCCCGAGCCCAACCAGUUGUUUCACUGAAUACGACUUCAAUAAGCUAAAUGAACGUCUAUCUUACUACUCACGUUCCCAAAUACAUAGAUAAAUACAGUGCGACCACGACGUUUUAAUCAGGUUAUUUUUUUAAUGUCAAUAUUAUGGGGUGCUGGAGAUUCUCGGCAGUGAAUAUUGUUCUUCUGUCUUUCUGUCUUCCUAUCCUCUCCUUCACACACAUCAAGACCAACCUGUGUAAGUGGUGUGACUACUCCAGCCCUAUCUGUGAGGACAGUGUGUGUUAUACCAACUGCUCCCUCUCCUCCUUCUGUACUCUGAGUGAAGAGAUUUGCAUUGCAAUAUGGCGGAAGGACAAUGAGAGUAUGAGUGUGAAGACGUUAUGCCACCAGCCCCAGCAGCCACUGGAGAAUAUCAUGUUGUCAAACUACUCCUCCAACGAGUGUGUGAUGGCUCCUCAGCCUUCUGAGGAUGGGGUCCUGUUCGUUUGUGGCUGCCUGGGAGAACACGAGUGCAACGAUAAGCUUAUAUUCGACAAGGGCUCCAAUGAUUUUUCCAAGCUCAAGAGUAAAGAUGUGAUUCCAGUGGUGGUGAUCAGCCUGGUCCCUCCCUGUUUAGUGGCUAUCAUCGCUACCAUGGCUUUCUACCUGUACCGUACCAGACAACCCGGCAAGCAGCCCAAAGACUGGGCUCCCAAACGCACACACUACCAGGCCUUGGACAUCCCAGAGGGACUCAGUGGGGAGGCCAUCACCGGCGGUGAGGACUGCCAUGGCAAGCUGUCAGCCAUCAAUAGCGACGCUACAUCUGACAUGUCUCCCGUCCGGGCCCAUAACUUCAACCACAGCACGGAGCAGCUACCCAUCCAGCUAGAAGCCUUGGUGGGGAAAGGGAGGUUUGCUGAGGUGUGGCGGGCCAGGCUCCACCACCAGGCAGCUGGUCCUCAGUAUGAGACGGUGGCAGUGAAGAUCUUCCCGUCUGUGGAGUAUGUGUCCUGGAGCAACGAGAGGGCCAUCUUCUCUGACGCCAACCUGGAGCAUGAAAAUGUGGUUCAAUUCCUGACAGCAGAGGAGCGAGGGCCCUCCGGCUCCCCUCAGAGGCAGUACUGGCUGGUCAUGGCCUACCACGGCCUCGGAAACCUACAGGACUUCCUGGCGGGCCAUGUGUUGAGCUGGGCUGAGCUGUGUGCUAUGGCUGGGUCGGUGGCUCGAGGAUUGGCCCACCUCCACAGCGACACCACCCCUUGUGGGAUCUCCAAGGUGCCGGUGGCCCACCGUGAUCUGAAGAGCAGCAACAUCGUGGUAAAAAGCCGGAGAGAGUGUGCCCUCUGUGACUUUGGUCUGGCUCUGAGACUGGACCUCUCCCUCACCGUGGAUGACUUUGCCAACAGUGGCCAGGUGGGUACAGCUCGCUACAUGGCCCCUGAGGUGUUGGAGUCCAGAGUGAAUCUGGAGGAUCUGGAGGCCUUUAAACAGAUGGAUGUCUAUUCCAUGGCCCUGGUCCUCUGGGAAAUGGUUUCCCGCUGUGAAGUCAUAGGAGAGGUUAAGAGUUACGAGCCGCCGUUUGGCUCUAAGGUGUGUGACCAGCCGUGUGUGGACAGCAUGAGGGACCUGGUCCUGAGGGACAGAGGCAGACCUGAGAUACCCACCAGCUGGACAACACAUCAGGGGAUGAAUCUGCUGUGUGCCACCAUCACUGAGUGUUGGGACCAUGACCCAGAGGCCAGGCUCACAGCCCACUGUGUGGUGGAGCGCUUUGGAAGUCUAGAAGAGGAGAUGGAGCAGGAGGUGUUAGACGCUGUCAACAACAGCCAGGAGUGUCCUCCCUCUGACUCCUUCCCUGACUCCACCGGCUGUGAUGUGGACCCUCUGGCCCCUGAAACAGAUACAGAGGGGACCCUCAUCCCUGGGCAGAUAAGUGAGAUAUUAUAAGGAGGACUUAAACUUGAUCACCAAAAAGAGACAUAUUUGUAUGAUAAAUUGAAGGCACUCUACCCUAUGAACAAAGAGGAAAAAAUAUUUUUUCUAUGAUAGAUUGUAUCCUUUGAAGGAGCUGGUCUCCGGAUUGAUUUGUAAUAUAACCUUUAUGAAGUAUCUUAUGAAUGCACGUAUGAACUUUUGCCACUGAAGAGAUAUUCUUUCUGCCCCUUGGAAAGUUGUGUGUACAGGAUUCAGGGAACAGAGCAAACAAGCAGACCACAAAUCAUUAUCCCAACUUCACUAUCACACUGCAACAUGUCAAUUCUACCAAUAACUCAAAAAAGCAGAUUCGUUUCCAAAUCUGAAGUCCAUACAUCCUAUAAUGAAUGAUCACAUGGAUCUGUUCUAAACGCAGGUUGACGUUUAUUUUCAUGAAUCUUGUCCUGGAGGCAGAACUGAGCUAUUUCCGCUUAGAUAGGCUAGCUGUAAAGAAAAAAAUGGGCUAUUAUUAUAAAAAUUCAUGAAAACAAAAAGUUGAUUUUGGCCUUAAUUUUAGGUUAGGGUUAAGCAUAAGGGUUAGCAGUGUGGUUAAGAUUAGAUUUCAAAUCAGAUUUUAUGACUUUGUGGCUGUGCCAGCUAGUGACCACUCUGCAGAGCUGCCUCCAGAACAGGGUUCAAAUUGCACUUAAAAUGGAACCUUAUUCCCUACAGAUUGCACUACUUUUGACCAGAUUCCUAUGGCUCUGCACUAUAUAGGGAAAUAGGAUGCCAUUUGGGACGUACAAAUGUUUAUUAUUUGCUAAAGUAUAGAGAGCACUACGUUUUGACAACCUUCAUUGGUGUACCAGCUAUUUAAAUUGGUCCUUGCUCCUAUUGGAGAUAGUUUACUUUACAAUAAUUAUUACUUAUGAUUAUCAUUUUUUUUAAUGAGUUUUCCAUUGCCUUCUCAGUAUGUAGCCUCAAACAGUGGUGUGGUUCUCAUUCCCCUUAAUGUAUCCUAAAUGGCUCCCUAUGUCCUACAUAAUGUGGUGCAGAGCUGAGAGGUUUGCAUUUUUCUAAGGGUUUCAUUCUGAUUAACCACAAGAUGCUCUGACUACAAAUGGUGAAUGCUGUUAUAUAGGCUAGAGACCACAACACACAAGCUAACAGGGUGAAAUUCAUUUUUUAAGAUGAAUGAGAACCAAGGAGCUUUUAAUGAUCAUUUGAACUGAUAGCUGUACACAAGGACUUUCUAAGGAUACUUUGAUCCGUUUGUAGCUAUUGCAUACAACUACAUUGUCAAGGCUCGUUUUUCCCCACCAUGUGAAGUACUUGCUGCCUUCAUCUGUUUACUAAGACACAUAGUUAAUUUGUUUAAUUCAAAUCUGAUGUCUGAGCAUUAUUAAGAGGGCAUGAUCUAUCUUUAUAUACUAUGCAUCAGAGAACUCAUAGUAAGAGCGACUGCUCUCCCAGACAGCCUGGUAUGACACUCAGAUCUACACCAAUUCAGUCAUUCACUGAUUCUCUUGCUUCAAAGGUAAUGUUAAAAUCUUUUAUCACACUAACCGAGCGGACUAAAAUAAUUAAAACAGGAGUUGGUGUAGAUUUGAUUACGCCAUUAAGAAGAUCAAUAUCUUUUUCUCAUAGAACCAAUCAAUGGCUGGGAAAGAAGCGCUGUCUAAUUGUGAGAGGCAUGACAGUGACAUCCUCUUUGAAUCAUGAGCUGGGUCGUGUUAGAUUGGCACAAAUGGAAGAAAACAAGGUGACAUGUAAAACUACUCCCUUAGCCUUUAUUGGACAAGUCUGUUUUUUGAUUUCCGUUGCUACGGCGUGCCCUAAUGAGCACAACCAAGGUAAACCCUCUUCCCUUCGGAAUGGUCAAGUUUGAGGAUGCACAGAGUAAGACCAUGGCCUUAACUAUAUGGAGAAAUAUCUAAGUAUGAUAUUAAUGAACUAUGCAGAAGACUAAAGAAUGUUAUUGAACUUCUGAUGAAUGACCACAGAUAAAAACAAAAUUAUUGUGAACUGGUUCCACAACAUGGUACCUAUUUGUCUUGUAAAAUAGGUUAUGUAUUAGGUCUCUUAUUUUGUUACUAUUUGUGAGGGGGGAAAAAACCCCACCACAAAACUGUCAUAAAAAGACACAUGAAAAAGAACAAACAUUCCAAUGUCAAGCAGCUUUAUUGGUUUGUUGUUCCAGAACCCUUAUUUUAAAGAGGUUGACAUUAUACGUGUCACAAUAUUUCAGUAAGGAGCACAGAUUUAGGCCCGGAUUCAAUCUGAUUGAGCUUUGUCAGUAUGUGCAUUUAAAGGUAAUUUCCAAUUGAGCCAACAUAUGCAAAUGUGGUCUCCACAAAGGCAGGAACAAUGUAUUUUUUUCUGUUUUAAUUUUACCCCUUUUUCUCCCCAAUUUCAUGGUAUCCAAUUGUUUUUAGUAGCUACUAUCUUGUCUCAUCUAUACAACUCCCGUACGGGCUCGGGAGAGACGAAGGUUGAAAGUCAUGCUUCCUCCAAUACACAACCCAACCAAGCCGCACUGCUUCUUAACACAGCGCCCCCCAACCCGGAAGCCAGCCGCACCAAUGUGUCGGAGGAAACACCGUGCACCUGGCAAUCUUGCAUCGAACAAUGUCAACAAAGUGUGAUUGGAUUGAAUCCCGGUCCCAGAGAGCAGCAAUAUUAUACAGUAUUGUGUAUGAAGAACUAAUGACAUUAACAGAUGUAUUGAAAGAAAAAACAUUCAAGUUUGUCAUAAUUUAUUCUGAUUGUUUUAAUAGUUUUGAUUCAAGUGCCAAAAGAGCCCUUUUACUGAGAGAAAAAGAAACUACACCUAAAACUACAAGUAAAAUACACUGAGUGUACAAACACAUACUCUUUCCAUGAGACUGACCAGGUGAAUCCAGGUGAAAGUUGUGAUCCCUUAUUGCAGGGAUGCAAAUUGCUGAGGGACCAAAAAAGGUGACACUUUUGUUUUGCACUGAAACAUGCAAAAACAUCCCUGCUAAGGGGACAUGCAGGUUAACUAAUUAAACAACAAAGAAUAUGAUCUACAUGAUCAGUCUCCUAUUUCUAACGCAGAUCGCGCUGAAAGUCCUGCCUCUCCCAUCUCCUCAUUGGUUUAUAGAAGCAGGUACCCCAUGUGCCAUCUCCUCAUUGGUUAUAACCACUUGGGUGAUUGAAAAACUAACUUUGUUGCCGGUUGUCGUGACAAUACAAUGAAAGUUUAAAUGCGAUCACCAUAUAAAUUCAAAGAUGAAAAAGCCUGGAAGGAGGAGAGAUGACUAGAAAUGAUUCGGUUGGCCGUUGUGUGGAUUAAUUGUCAGAGUAGAGGUCAUUGUGCAUUUCAGUUAAAAUAACUCAAUGUUUAUAUCCCAGGACAAAUUAGCUUGCAACAGCAAGCUAGCUAAAUAUGAUAAAUUAACGUUAGCUAGCAAGUGCAAGCUAACUAGCUAAAUUGCCAUACAUGCUUUUUGACCUGUCCCCAAAUUAAUGUAAUUGGUUCAGAGUUUAUGAUAUUUUAACCUGCGUGUCGUGAUCGCGUUUGGUGUGGAGGGGGGCCAUAUACAUUUCUGCACGAUAGUGCAGCCGGUUUGGGUUCCGUGUAAGUUGGUUGUCUAAACCCCCCUCCCAACCUUUUCUCAUCGGAUCUACACGAAUCACGUAGGUCACCUAUUUUGGAUUCAAAACGUGACUAGUUUGCAUCCCUGUUAUUGAUGUCACCUGUUAAAUCCACUGCAACCGGUGUAGAUGAAGGGGAGACAGGUUAAAGAAGGAUUUUUAAGCCUCAACAAUUGAGACAUGGAUUGUGUCUGUAUGCCAUUCAGAGGGUGAAUGGGCAAGACAAAAUAUUUAAAUGCCUUUGAAUGGGGUAUAGUAGUAGGUGCCAGACGCACCAGUUUGAGUCUGUCAAGAACUGCAACACUGCUGUUUUUUCACACCCAAUGGAAAUUGGUACCAAGAAUGGUCCACCACCCAAUGGAAAUUCCAGCCAACUUGACAACUGUGGGAAGCAUCGGAGUCAACAUAGGAAGCUUUUGACACCGUGUGGUUCAUACAACAAACUGAGGCUGUUGAGAAAAAAAAAGGGUGCAACUCAAUAUUAGGAAGGUGUUCCUAAUGUUUUGUACACUCACAUUUGCUAAGUUAACAGGAUUUUUUUGUUGCAAUUUAUGUACAAUAGAAAACCCUAGAUUUCUGCAUAAAAAUAUCUUUGGUCUCUGUACAUUAAGCAAAUAUCUCAGGUACAGUUGAAGUCGGAAGUUUAUACACUUAGGUUGGAGUCAUUAACUUGUUUUUCAACCACUCCUCAAAUUUCUUGUUAACAAACUAUAGUUUUGGCAAGUUGGUUAGGACAUCUACUUUGUGCAUGACAAGUAUUUUUUCCAACAAUUGUUUACAGACAGAUUUCACUAUCACAAUUCCAGUAGGUCAGAAGAUUACAUACACGAAGUUGACUGUGCUUUUAAACAGCUUGUAAAAUUCCAGAAAAUUGUGUCAUGGCUUUAGAAGCUUCUGAUAGGCUAAUUGACACCAUUUGAGUCAAUUGGAGGUGUACCUGUGGAUGUGUUUCAAGGCUUACCUUCAAAAUCAGUGCCUCUUUGCUUGACAUCAUAAGAAAAUCAAAAGAAAUCUGCCAAGAUCUGAGAAAAUAGAUUGUAGACCUCCACAAGUCUGGUUCAUCCUUGUGAGCAAUUUCCAAAAGCCUGAAGGUACCACGUUCAUCUGUACAAACAAUAGUAUGCAAGUAUAAACACCAUGGGACCACGCAGCCGUCAUACCGCUCAGGAAGAAGGCGCGUUCUGUCUCCUAGAGAUGAACGUACUUUGGUGCGAGAAGUGCAAAUCAAUCCCAGAACAACAGCAAAGGACCUUGUGAAGAUGCUGGAGUAAACAGGUAAUAAAGCAUCUACAUCCACAGUAAAACGAGUCCUAUAUCGACAUAACCUGAAAGGCCGCUCAACAAGGAAGAAGCCACUGCUCCAAAACCGCCAAAAAAAGUCAGACUACGGUUUGCAACUUCACAUGGGGACAAAUAUCGUACUUUUUGGAGAAAUGUCCUCUGGUCUGAUGAAACAAAAAUAGAACUGUUUGGCCAUUAUCACCAUCGUUAUGUGUGGAGGAAAAAGGGGGAGGCUUGCAAGCCGAAGAAAACCAUCCCAACCGUGAAGCACGGGGGUGGCAACAUCACGUUGUGGGGGUACUUUGCUGCAGGAGGGACUGGUGCAUUUCACAAAAUAGAUGGCAUCAUGAGGGAAGGAAAAUUAUGUGGAUAUAUUGAUGCAACAUCUCAAGACAUCACUCCGGAAGUUAAAGCUUGGUCGCAAAUGGGUCUUCCAAAUGGACAAAUGACUCCAAGCAUACAUCCAAAGUUGUGGCAAAAUGGCUUAAGGACAACAAAGUCAAGGUAUCAAAGUGGCCAUCAAAGCCCUGACCUCAAUCCCAUAGAAAAUUUGUGGGCAGAACUGAAAGUGUGUGCGAGCCAGGAGGCCUACAACAUGACUCAGUUACACCAGCUCUGUCAGGAGGAAUGGGCCAAAAUUCACCCAACUUAUUGCGGGAAGCUUGUGGAAGGCUACCCGAAACAUUUGACCCAAGUUAAACAAUUUAAAGGCAAUGCUACCAAAUACUUUGAGUGUAUGUAAACUUCUGACCCACUGGGAAUGUUCUGAAAGAAAUAAAAGCUGAAAUAAAUUAUUCUCUCUGUUAUUGACAUUUCACAUUCUUAAAAUAAAGUGUUGAUCCUAACUGAUCCAAGUAAAAAUUCCCUGUCUUGGAUAAAAUGUCAGGAAUUGUGAAAAACUGAGUUAAGGUGUAUGUAAACUUCCAACUUCAAAUGUAUAUGCAUAUUCUUCAUGUUUGUACUGUUUCAAACAAACAUGUUUCUUCAUGGAGAAAAAUAACAUUUGUAAAUGUCAUUCUUUUCAUAUUCACUCGCAAUGACUAUCAGAAGAUUGCCACCAGUAAGCUGUAAGAAAAAGAGAAGUAUCCUACUGUACAACAUUUAUUGCCUGCUUCCCUGAUACUGUAAAACUCACAAUAUAUUUUUAAAUCAACACCUUUUCCACACACACACACAGGACUCUCGUACAACAUAAAAAAAGAUCACAAAUGAAAGCACUGCCAUCCUUCACUUGUAGCCCUGGAAUGUAACUAAAAAAACAAAACAAGUCAUUCUAAUACAGACAAUUGCAUGGGUACAAAUUACAAAAAGGUGAAUAAUCUAACUUGUUUUUUCCAUAAAAAAUAUUAAACUAUUCCCGUAAGCAGCAUUCUGGUACAGUAAUCUCAAUUAACAGAUACACCAACAAUCACACACAGCCAUUUUGUGGUCUCAAUCCACCUCAUCAACACAUUACAGUUUUGUUCCUUCUCAUGAUGAAAUACAAAUGUUCCCAUAAUUGAUAUAGACCCUGUUGGCAACCAUACAUCUAGAAGCAGCUGGAAAUGACCCACAAAAUACAACUGGAUCCAUAAUUAAACUUAAAAACAACAAGUUUCUUAAGAUCUAGGCCUACUAUAUAGGAAAAUAAAUAAAUAUAUAUUUAAACUAAUGGAAAAAAAUAAAAAAUUCAGUAGCUGCUCAUUUGUUUAUCACAGUUAUUGCAAUCACUUUUUCAUAUCUUCAGAAACAGCAGUAGCAUAAAAACCAUAAUACUAUUAUUAACCUAACAAUAAGUUACUACAUAGGACCAUAAACAAUGUGGCACUUCUUUAACUGUAGUCUAAUCAGAGUACUGUUCGACGGGUUUGGUUUUAGGCCAUGUUAAACUAGACUUCAGAUAGACAUGGCAUUAUUAGUCUUCAGUGUCCUGCCACCUUGGAAUCUGUUGCUUUUGUUAAUGCCAUUUGCAAUGCAUGUUAAAAUCCAACCCCAGGCACAUCACAUAAACCAAAAAUGUAAGGUUGCUAAAUUGUUUCAUACCAAGUGUAUGCUCAAAUUAAUUACUCAAUAUUCAGUGGAGUGCUUAGAGAAGAGGGACAAUUUGAAUGCCGUAUUUAUAAAAGCCAUACCCUACACCAUGAAACUUACAAGAUUCAAGUUAAAUAGCAAAAUUAACUGAUGUUACUUCACUAAUAGAGGAACAUUAAAAUUUGGCAAAAGCAUACCAUAUCAACUGAAAUUAGACAAACUUACAAGUCACUCGAGUCAAAUAUGUCAACAUUACAUUACAGUGGGCUUAUAGCAGAUGCACUGGAAUACUGGAGGCAUAUAACCAUCACAUAGUACUUGAUGUUUUUUUAUCCCUUUAACUUUAAAUUGAAUAUAUAGCUGCAAGUCCUACUGUAUAACUGUGUGUAAGUACUAUACAAUUGCAUUACUACAUAUAUUCCAUUAUAGGUACUAUAGAAUAAUGCCCUGACCAAUUUUGAAGCUGAAAGAGUAUCUGAAACUGGGAAGUCCCUAUUCACUUCAGAAGGUGUACAUUAUGGCUGUUCACAAUUCAUUUUCCCACAAGACAGACACAUAAUAGGUACAGGGUGAAUUCCACAUCAUCUCUGGCUCGUCAUAGGGGAUUUAAAGGCAUCAAACAAACUAUUAUUAAUAUAAAAAGUCCUAUUCCCUCCCUCACCAGUAAAAUGUUAUUUAAAAAAUAUUAUUAUUAUUAUCCAUUAUUUAUGAAAAUCAUAAAAAGUAUCAUCACUACUAGCCUGCCUGUAACUUUACUGCACUGUGAAACAGUCUUAGUGCCAUUUUCAUUUCAGAUACAACUUUAUCUUCACGCAUGCAUCUACAAAAUCAUCAAAUGCAUCUAAUAUCCCACCAAAAUUUAUAUUUUAAGGGCCUAACUAAGACAAUCAAACUUUUAAAGCACCUUCCCAGUUUGCCAGAUAUGGACCUUUCACCAGAAAACAAAUACACGCUAAUAACAAUCUGCUGUCAAUUUUAAAUACUGCAUUGUUACAUUGAUUGGCGUUGAAUCAUCUGAUAACUUGCUAUAAAAAUGCUAACUGAAAAUGUAGAUGUUUCAUAUGAGUUGUAAGACUGUAACAAACCUUACAUGACAACACUAGGAAACUGAAUAAGCUACAGUCCCCCUGAGGGGAAUAUAGUAUGUCUUAGUGUUAGGAUAGGGGGUCAUACAUAAAGUAGCACCGGCACCUCACCGUGAUCAUCUAGCUACCCUUGGGGUAUGGCUUCUUCGGAUUUUGCUUACAGUUUACUGGUGCCUCGUUUGUUAGUUUAACAAAAAGAAAAGUGCAAUCAAUGGCUUAUUUUUCCCCUUUUCUGAAAGUAUCUAGCAAUUUUAUGACGUCAUUCACAAUGGGCCACGGUCUUUGUCUGUUCCAAAACUGCAGCAUUAAAAGAAGUUCUAGGUUGUACAAAUGUGUCUAAACUGGACAGAUAAGGUAUUGUGGUAAGAUAUCCUUCUUUCAGGCAUUUAAACUUACAAUACAUAUGUAAAAUACAUAUUUUGCACUGAAUUUUGUUUUACGAAACAUUUUUUCAAAAGUAUCACAAAUUUCCCUGACGGUGGGUUUAAUGUGAUUGAUUCCUAAACAACUUUCCUGACUUUUCCUUGAUGAUUUUCCAAGGAUCAAAUCCUUUCCAACUGGACUGUGGAACCCUGGAAUGGGAUGCCUGAGGUUGUGGGAUGGCCAAGUAUGGUCGACUACAAAACGGGCUGCCAGAUUGCGUCCCAGAUGGCACCCUAUUCCCUACAUAGAGCACUACUUUAGGCCCAUUUAAGGAAUGGGGUUCCAUUUAGGCCGCAGUCCCAGAGAGAGAACCUUACAGUUAGUUAGUCAGCUAGCCAAUCAACCAGACAGUCAGUUAGUUCCACAUACACACGGAUGAAGUUGAACAGUAGAAGACACAGAGUUACCACUAAGCUGGAGGAACUGGAGCAAGGGUCUGGAAGAGAGGCAAAAAGCUUCCUUAGUACCAAGAGGUCUAUAUAAUGUACAUAGUUAUAUAAUGUGAGUGUGCGCAUGUAUGUGGAAAGGACAAGGUAGGAAAGACAGGCAAGGGAACUCACCAAUAGGAAUUCUCUUGGUGGUAUUGAGGGGCGGGAGCUGUUGUGGUAGAGGGCAGGCGCUACAGAAGUCUGAGCAGGCAGGACAGACGAGAACCCCAUUGUAUACCCAGUCAUUAACACGCACACUGACGCUCAGCAGCUGACCCGUACGCACACACUGGUAAGCAGUGUCCUCCACCCACACCGUCAAACCCUGGGUAGAGCAAGAGAUCUGGAAACAUCAACAAUAUAACAUUUAAGUAUUCGUUUUUUGUUGUAUGGGUCACUUCAAAAUGUAUUAUCUGCCUGUCGCACAUCUAUAAUGGGGUUACAUUAACCCACAACACAAAAAUGUAAUUUAACUGAAUGUGAUUUUGUAAGCUCAUAUGAUAAAAGCAUGAGACUUAACGGUGGUAAAAGUUAUUAAGAAGACUUGUAUUAUAUGGAUCAUAGAAACAUAGAUUAAAAACAUCUAAAGAUUGUUACUUAUUCUGCAUUACCUUAUAGCAGCCACUUCCCCAGUCAGGGUAGGUCAUGCGUCUGGUACACUGCUCCAUGACGAAGGCAGUCUUCUGGUACAAACACACUGAGUCUGGACCAUACUGCUCAGCUCCGUAGUUCCUCCACCAAUCUGGAAACAGUGUGUCAGGUAGCAUACUAGUAAGUAGGAUUGCAACAUUUUCAAAACUUUCCUGAAAUCAAAUUCCCAGAUUUUCCAGAAAUCCCAGUUGGAAGAUUCCCAGGAUUGGGAUGGAAUAAGCAGAAAGGGAACAGGGAAUUCUCCAAAUGGGAUUUCUGGAAAACCUAGGAAAAUAUCCUGAAUUUUGCAAACCUUCAAGUGAGUUAACAGCCUCAGUACAUGAACCAAGGCCUGAGGAACCAAGAGGCAACAACAAUGCGAGAAGGGAAGGGAUAUUACCGGGCUGGUUCUCCUGGAGCCUGCAGUAGGAGUUACGUUGGUACUCUCCACUCAGGUGCCAGCUAAACUCCUGGCUGAAGGGACAGUAGUCAGCGAUCUCCACGGCUCCACCGUAGGAGGCCAGAUCCAUCACAGAGACUUCAGGGAUAUGGUCAAAGUACUGCCGGAGAGGAGGUGGAAGAGAUUUACUGUAUGGGGUGUACUUAACACUAUGCUGGUCACAAUUGGUCAACAUCUUAAAUAAAGAACAUUUCAAAUUUG
Oncorhynchus masou masou (cherry salmon) is the source of this 12034-nucleotide messenger RNA. RefSeq names its product TGF-beta receptor type-2-like. The record is from RefSeq and is a predicted model, not a curated record. Gene Ontology annotation, molecular function: ATP binding; transforming growth factor beta receptor activity, type II; transforming growth factor beta binding. The coding region runs from base 147 to 1931 and encodes 594 amino acids. Gene Ontology annotation, biological process: heart development; transforming growth factor beta receptor signaling pathway; protein phosphorylation. Gene Ontology annotation, cellular component: signaling receptor complex; plasma membrane. NCBI's taxonomy places the organism in Eukaryota, Metazoa, Chordata, Actinopteri, Salmoniformes, Salmonidae. The transcript is spliced from 10 exons.